Molecule: messenger RNA, 951 nt
Organism: Diorhabda carinulata
Lineage: Eukaryota; Metazoa; Arthropoda; Insecta; Coleoptera; Chrysomelidae
Product: basal body-orientation factor 1-like
Exons: 3
Coding region: 64-855 (263 amino acids)
Source: RefSeq, a predicted model, not a curated record
AGUCUAACUAUCAAAAUAUAAAAGUCACGAGCUUUGAAACUAGUAGUGUCAAAAUUUUAGAAUAUGGCUCCUCAAAUAUCACAAUUUAUUUCAACGAUACCGAAUAAGGAUGCGACAAAUCAUUUAGAUACAAUUCAGAAAAAUAAAUCACUGCCAGCUGACAUAAUGAAUUUGGUAAAGUCACUUCGGGCAUCUCGUGAGGAAAAUAAUGAUUUGCAGAUGAGAAACGAUGAAUUAAAAGAGGUAAUAAGAAAACUAGAGUCCGAAAAUGAAACGUUAAAACAAUCUCUCGUCGCUAACCAAGAAAAAUUCGAUCAAGCUAUUGAUAAACUUGAACAUCAAAUCAAGUACAACAAAGAAAGUUUACUAGAAAAUAAUAAAGAGUGUUUAACAAGGCAAAAGAAGUCUCUGAUAGAAAUUUCUGAAUUGAAAACAGAAAAUGAGCAGCUAAAGAAAGAAAUCGAAAGUAAAGAACGUAACUAUAAAGAACAAAUUAGAAAAUUGGAAACAGAAUUUGAGAAAGCUAUAGAAGAAAAUGUGAAAGUUGGUAAUCAAAACCAGGAGGUUAUCGAAAGAGCUAUGAAAUAUAAAGGUAAAUUGAAGCACGCCCUCGCAAUUAUCAAGGAUUUGAACACUUUGUUAAUUGAACGUAGUGCGAAAUCUGAAUUAUGCCAUGCUUGUACUCAAAUCGGUUACGGUGAAUCUUCCAUACCGAAAUUAUUGGAAACAAAAGAAUUAAAUCCACCUGAGUACAAUGAAUCUCGACAAGAAGAGCGUUUGUUAUCUGACAUAUUCUUCAAGAAGACAUCGUUUUGUGAAAACGAAAUAUUAUUAUUUAAAGGUAACAUCAACUGAAUCAAAUUUGAAGCCAUCAAUUGAAGACUGUCAUUUGCACAAAAAUAUAAAAUUAUUGAGCGCUUAAGGUCAUGUAAAUAAAUCAUGUCAAGAAAU